GCUUUCCCGUAUUGUUUUCCCACCUCUCGGCACCAUAUAGCCUACUCUCUUUUGUAUCUGUAUCCCCUUUCAUAUUCAUUCACUCAUUUUAGGUUAAUUCAUCCGCCAUAAAAUGGCUUCGCGCAUUCUUUCCAGAGCCAUCUCCUCAUCAUAUUCGCCUCUACUACGACCAACAAGGCGGCCAUUACAUCUUCCGCUUUACUCGUGCCCUAGUCUUUCGCCCAAGUGUGUCGCUUCUUCACGUCUGUUCCCUGCGUUUCGCCAUGUCCGACUACAAAGUACUACAUCAAAGCCACAGCAAACGCAAAAGCUCCAAUGGUAUUGGAAACUACUCAUUACUUUGGGCAUCACUGCUGGAGCGACGACUGGCGGCGUUAUCGUUGCAGAUAAAUACUAUAUGGGAGGCAUCCUUACGCGUAGCUUGCGAGCAUAUGCGACAUUAGCUCAAGUCGGCUUCGAUUAUAAAAUGCACACAGGCAAGAAUCCCAAAGGAGCCCGUGUGCCCAUCGAUGAGCUGCACGAUCGAAAUGCCAAGAGAGUUUGCGACAUGAUCAAAACCAACGGCGGCAUGUUUUUAAAGAUUGGCCAAGCCAUCGCCGUACAAAGCUCCGCUCUACCAGAAGCGUACCAGCGUGAAUUCAAGGAUAUGUUUGACGAUACUGCUCAGGAUCCCUGGAAAGACGUACAAGCAGUUAUUAGAGAAGAGUUUGGAGCCAGCGCGAUUGAAGUAUUCGGCGAUGGUAUUGAAAGAGAGCCCAGAGCCUCCGCAUCCAUAGCACAAGUCCACUACGCGAAGCUGCCAGACGGACGAGAAGUUGCUGUCAAAGUGCAGAAAAGAAAAUUGGCACAACAAGCAUCCUGGGAUUUGUGGACAUUCAAAACUCUUCUCGAUAUAGUCGGCAAAAUGACAGAUGUACCCAUUCAAGGUCUCGGCGACUAUAUAAUGAAUAGCGUCAUGCAAGAGACCGAUUUCCAAAACGAAGCUGCAAACACGAUACGUACUGCGGAACUUGUCAAGUCUGACCCCAACCUGAGCACACGUGUAUAUAUCCCCAAAGUCUACGCUGAGCUUACAUCCAAACGCGUAUUGACAUCUGAGUGGAUCCACGGAGCCAAUUUAUGGGAUAAAGAUAUCAUUACUGGCAAAUACGAGGCGUCUGAUGAAGCAAAUUCAGCGAUGGGUCUUAGGGAGGCAGAUGUCAUGACCACAGUCAUUGAUCUCUUCUCAUCUCAAAUGUUCAAAUGGGGUUUCGUACAUUGCGACCCUCAUCCUGGCAAUAUAUUCGUACGACGCCUUCCGACAGGCCAGCCACAAAUCGUACUGAUAGAUCAUGGCCUCUAUGUAUCCCUCACCGAUAACUUGCGGCGACAGUAUGCUCGAUUUUGGAAAUGUCUCCUAAUGGGUGACCAAAAGGGACUGGACGAAGUAUCGGCUGCUUGGGGAAUGAAGACGUCUGAUGCCUGGGCGGAUACAUUCAUGUCUCGCGAGAAAAAGCCUGAUCCGGUUGGCGAGACACCCGCAGAGCGCGACGAGCGAUUGCUGAGCGAAGCCUCUGGCUUCUUCGGUGAGGCUGGGCUAUAUCCCCGUGAGCUCUUGUUCUUGGAACGGAAUUUGGCUCUUGUUCAAGGCAGUAACCGUUUUUACGACUCUCCCGUCAAUCGACUCGGUAUGAUUGGUCGUUCAGCAAUGCAGAACCUGCGCGACGACAGCCAAGUGACGUUUCGGCAGGCUCUAAGCUCACAAUGGUCCAUGCUUGUGCUUGAUGCCGUCUUCUACAUUAGCCGUUGGAGGCAGUAUAUGGGAUGGGGCAAAGGCUUUGAGGCGGAGCUCAAAGAAGCUGAGGAGAGAAUGGCUCAAGAGAUGAAAGAUUCUAUAUCUGGGCUUUGGGAGGUUGACGAGAAGGUACAGUGACGGAGACAGGGAAGCUCUCCGUUGUAUAAAUAACGAUUUUCCUUUGUUAAGCAUCUAGCAUUUAGCAAUCGGCGUACAUGUACACUAUCCAUAGACAAUCUCUGUUCCGUACAGAUGUAUUAUUAUUACUCCCCAAUAAAAUAUUCUU
Trichoderma asperellum CBS 433.97 is the source of this 2060-nucleotide messenger RNA. RefSeq lists its product as uncharacterized. The record is from RefSeq and is a predicted model, not a curated record. NCBI's taxonomy places the organism in Eukaryota, Fungi, Ascomycota, Sordariomycetes, Hypocreales, Hypocreaceae.